AGAAGCCCAGGCAGCCGCUGAGCUGUGCCACUUCCAACUGCUAUUCCACAGUUCAAACAGUCGCUGUUUAACAGCAUAUACGUGUAUAGCACCGGGAACCGUCUCCGUCGCCCUGGAUACCUGUCCGUCGCUUUCAGGUUUUACUCGGUUCACCGCGAACCACGGCCACCGUUGGCUGAGUGGACUGAAUGUGGAUUUAACUGCUGCUUUAUUCUACAGGCCGCACCGCCAUUGCUGCUGUUUUUCUAAGCUAAAUUCUUGAAAAUACCGAGGAUACACACCUCCUCACCAUGAAGAAAAAAGGCAGAAACCACCGCCCAUCUGUGCUAAAGAGGGAGUCUUCUCCCAUCAAGCCAUCACCUAACAGGGAAACACUUACGUAUGCACAAGCUCAGCGAAUGGUGGAGCUGGAGGUGGACGGCCGAGUGCACCGGCUCAGCAUCUAUGACAAGCUGGAUAUCAUCGCUGAUGAUGACCCCACGGCCCAGGAGAUCAUGGAGUGCAACAGCAACAAAGAGAACAAUGAGAAACCCCAGCAGGUCCUGGUUCGCUCUGUGCGGCUCAAAAAUAACCAGCAGAAGAAGAACGCUGCUCUCACCACCUCGCAUGGUGGCAGUACCGGCAGCUUGUUGGAGCCAAAGUUUAGAACAGUUGAGUACAAUUUACCAGUGGUGCCGAAGAGGUCGGUGACAUAUUACCAAUACACUGAGAGGACGGCAGAGGAGUUGGAUGAGGAGGUGGAGUACGACAUGGAUGAGGAAGACUAUGCCUGGCUGGAGCUUAUUAAUGAGAAACGGAAGAGCGAGGGCAUCAGUCAGGUGUCACACAACCUGUUUGAGUUUAUUAUGGACCGCUUUGAGAAGGAAUCUUAUUUAGCCACGCAGGGUCAGAACGACCUCCAGUCGCUGGUGGACGAGGAUGCCGUCUGCUGCAUCUGCAUGGACGGAGAUGGAGCAGACAGUAAUGUCAUCCUUUUCUGCGAUUCCUGUAACAUCCCAGUGCACCAGGAGUGCUACGGUGUGCCGUACAUCCCUGAAGGUCAGUGGCUGUGCCGCCACUGCCUGCAGUGUCCGUCACGACCAGCCGAAUGCCUCUUCUGUCCCAACCGAGGAGGAGCUCUGAAGAAGACAGACGAUGAUCGCUGGGGCCACGUAGCAUGCGCAUUGUGGGUGCCUGAAGUUGGUUUUUCCGACACGGUUUUCAUUGAGCCCAUCGACGGUGUCUGCAACAUCCCGCCUGCCCGCUGGAAGCUGACCUGCUACCUCUGUAAAGCAAAGGGUGCGGGAGCUUGCAUCCAGUGUGACAAGAUAAACUGUUACACUGCCUUCCACGUCAGCUGUGCCCAGAAGGCCGGUCUCUACAUGAAGAUGGAGCCUGUCAAAGAGGUUACUGCAUCUGGAGCCACCACCUUCUCUGUGAAAAAGACUGCUUACUGCUGCAGCCACACACCUGAAGGCUGCGAUCACCGGCCUCUUAAUAUCUACAAGGAGCCUCACCCCCAAAAUGGAGCCUUUCACAAGAGGGCGGAUAAGAGAGGGGGAAAGGCUCGCUCCAAAAGCUGGCAGAAGAAAAAGAUUAAAAGAUUAGAACCUGAACUGGAACCAGAACCUGAGAUGCCAACCAACUCUGGGCCCAGCAUCACUGCUUCAAGUUUCGAAACCAUCCUGAACCAGGUCGCGGUGCAGAGGAAGCGUCAAUUUGUUGAGCGGGUACUGAGCUACUGGGUGCUGAAGAGACAGUCGAGAAACAAUGUUCCCCUGAUCCGCCGACUACAGGCUAACCCUCAGCCGCCUAAAGCCAAGCAGAUGGACCGCGUGGAGACGAACCAGGCACUGAAGGAGCAGCUGAAAGAAUGGCACCGCCUUCGCCAUGACCUGGAGCGAGCCCGUCUGCUGCUGGAGCUCAUCAGGAAGAGAGAGAAACUGAAGAGGGAGGAGAUGAAGCUCCAGCAGUCAGUGCUGGAGGUCCAGCUGACCCCCUUCAACAUCCUGCUGAGGGCUGUGCUCAGUCAGCUGCAGGAGAAGGACCAGUACAGCAUCUUUGCACAGCCUGUCAGCGUUAAGGAGGUCCCUGACUACCUAGACCACAUCAAGAACCCCAUGGACUUCUUUACCAUGAGGAAAAGAAUUGAUGCUCACAGUUAUAGAAGUUUGGAUGACUUUGAGGCCGACUUUAACCUCAUAAUCACCAACUGCAUGGCAUACAACGCCAAGGAUACAUUCUUCUACAAAGCAGCUCAGCGGAUGCUGGACCACGGAGGAGUCAUCCUCCGUAGGGCCCGCAGGGAGGCUGAGAGGAUCGGCUUUGACUUCCCCAGUGGGCUGCACUUGCCCGAAGCCCCAAGACUGGAGGCACCACCUCCCUUCUCCUGGGAGGAUGUGGACCGCCUGCUGACCCCCACCUACCGUCAGCUGACCCCUCUGGAGGAUCAGCUAAAAGAGCUUCUGGAGAAACUGGACUUGAGCACUGCCAUGAAGCACAGCCCGUCCCGCAGCAAGAGGCUUAAGCUGCUCAAGAAGACCAUCAUGGAAGUACGUAACGAGAUAAGCCUGAAAAAGUCCCUCCCACCACUACCUCCCCCCUCCUCCUCCUCGGAUCUCGUCCCACCCCCCACUGAAUUGAAGGAGAAGCCACCAGCAGACCCCUGCAUAACACAAGAGGACAAGUCUUUACAUCCGCCAACAUUAGAGCUGUUAACCUCACCGUCCCAGCCUGAUGUCUCCCCCAGCAAGAAGGAGCCUCCAUCUCUGAAGCCCAUUAAUUCCUUAUCAGACCAGACUCCCAUGGAGCUUGAUGACAACAUCAACACAUCUACCUCAGUGUCCCCAGAAACCCCUUACGGGCACAUUCCAGACCAACCACUUCCCAAUGGAGACAUUCACAUAGAGGCCUCUGGUACCUGCAACCGACGGACCAACGUCCUAUUCCGCAAGUCCAAGAGCGCCAGCCCACAGAAACCACCCAAGGCCCAAGAGGUGUCUGCUGCAUCACCGCCACCCCUGGGAGCAAAGACUUUUCUUUCGGUGGUGAUCCCACGACUGGAGACCCUCCUCUUGCCAAAGAAAAGAACGCGCAGCAGCAGCGCUGACGGUGAGGAGGAUGAGGAGACGCCCAUCAAACGUCUCGGCACAGGUAUAGCGAAUGGUUUUGUGGUGGAGGAGAAUACAGCAUCGCCGUCUCCACGGCUACUAGAACCACGUCGUCGCUGCGCCUCCGAGUCCAGCAUAUCCUCCAGCGGUAGCGUUCUCUGCAGCACGAGCGCUGUCAUCAUGUCUAAAAGUGGUAAAGGGCGACCAGCUGUGGCUCGACGAAGCACUGUGGACGACAAAAGUACUCUGAUGCCCUGCAUUGAGAAAGGAGAAUUCACCAAAGCUGCCAAGAUCUCUUCAGAGGUGUGGAAACCCACUGCUGCUUCUCCAUUUGUUCUGGAGCCUCUUAAACUAGUUUGGGCUAAAUGUAAUGGAUAUCCCUCCUUCCCUGCCCUGAUCAUGGACCCCAGAGCUCGGAGGGCGGCGUCCCAGCACAAAGGGGUGGAGCUUCCCAAGCCGCCGCUGGACGUUCUCAGAGCAGGAGAGCAGAUGCAGUUCAGGUCCGCAGAGAAACUCUUCCUCGUCCACUUCUUCGACAGCAGGCGCAGCUGGCAAUGGCUUCCUAGUUCCAAGAUGGCUCCCUUUGGGAUCAACAAGGCGCUUGACAGAAUUAAGCUGACGGAGGCUCGCGCUUCCUCCCUUAGAAAAACGGUGCGCAUCGCCUUCGAUCGAGCCAUGAACCACCUGAAGCACGUCAGCAAGGAGCUGGAGCCGAGCACCAGCCUUACUGUCAUGGACUGAGGUCUACAACCAAUCCCACCCUCUCACCUCCACCAGCUCAAGAAUUUUCCCAUCAAACAUCUCCUUUUUAACCUCUGUUGUUUGGUUUUAGUUUUGUUUUAAAUACAGACACUGCAAAGACACUCUUGUCUCUGCCUCAUACGCACAACUCACAUACACACAUAUCAUGUUUACCGUUUCCUGUGAACUGGAACCAAAUGGUAUCAUCCCGUUGUCACACACCUGUCCCAUCUGUCUCAAUUACUGUAGCUUGUGAUGGUCACCCUGUUUGUCAAAGAGCUAUGCAAUGAAAAUGACUCAGUUAGCGAAUGCAAGAAAUGAAAUGGAAGAAAGAAACUUUGGCUGUGAGGACUGAAACAUUUGCAGGUUUAAGCCUGCUGAAUGUGUCAGAGUUUAAUCUCUGACCACUUUCAAUGUGCUGCAAGACUGCUGCAACUAUCUCACUGCCAUGAAAUAGUCCAUCUGUGUGUGUGUGUGAGAGAGCGCGAGAGAGAGAGAGUGUGUGUGUGUGAGAGAGAGAGAAACGGCAGCAGCUCCUGUAAAUAUCCCGUAUAUGGCCUAACACUAAUUUAUUCACUCCCUCAGUCUGUUUUGGUACAUAACAUUCUGAUAUUUAUACGGUCAGAGGUGAUUAUUCACGUCAUCGUAGCUGCACUGACAGCGUCGGUGUUUCUGCUGGUGCUAUCUCCACAGAGAGAAAAAACAAACAUGCAUACUGUAUCAAACAUUUUAUUUCAGCUUCUUUUUUUUAUGGUUUUUGUAAGUUAUUGAGUUCUCAAGCUUCAAGUUCUUGUCUGUGGCAUUACUUUUUUGUGUGUGCACCCCCACCCCUUUAUUUUUUUUCAUGUUUUUAUUGGACUACUUUUUUGUUUGUAGAUAUUUAUAUAAAAUCUAUAUAGAAACUCUCUAAGUUUAAAUGCCUAAAGUGCGUCAUUCACACCGAAACCAAAAAAAAAAAAAAAAAAAAGUUGGAGGGACUGCUACCCACAGGUUUCCCACUAAAGUUCUCUUUUUCUUUUUCAUUUUUUUUAACUUUUUUUUCCAGCUGUUUCAGGUGUUUGGCCUUUCGUGUGCUGUGAUGAAUUCAAGUCUUCUGUAAAACGUCACAUAACCAUCUUUUCCACCUGAACUGAACUUGUUUAGAAGAGAAUGUGCCUGUACUUAUUUAUUGUAAAGCAGAAAAUGUAUAUGCAUCACUUUAUAGAGGUGUGGUGAGAAAAAUACUACAGGCCGAGGAGCCAUGUAUAGAGGCCCCUCCCCUUCCUCUGUUGUGAAUCAUUUGAGUUUGUUUUUUUUUUUUCUGGGUUUAUAGCAUUAAAUCUGAGAGGUGAGGUGAUAGUGUUUGAUGUUUUCCUUUUGCAGGGUAGCUGUUUACUUUGGGCCCUCUCUAUGUGGAUGUUUUGUAAAUAGAUUUGGUACUUUAGCUGAUUCUCUGGGAUUAAACCACACUUAUAGCCAACGGGAGCAGAAACCAGCCGACGGCAGGCCGGUGGGAUUUUUAUACUAAAAACACUGAAAAUUAAAAUAUCAUAUUGAAUCACA
Messenger RNA from Melanotaenia boesemani (Boeseman's rainbowfish), 5372 nucleotides. Its product is annotated as bromodomain-containing protein 1-like. The transcript is spliced from 12 exons. Gene Ontology annotation, cellular component: MOZ/MORF histone acetyltransferase complex. Gene Ontology annotation, molecular function: protein binding. Gene Ontology annotation, biological process: regulation of transcription by RNA polymerase II. The record is from RefSeq and is a predicted model, not a curated record. NCBI's taxonomy places the organism in Eukaryota, Metazoa, Chordata, Actinopteri, Atheriniformes, Melanotaeniidae. Bases 291 to 3830 code for a protein of 1179 amino acids.